CCAGCUCCCACCACGACGAGGCUGAGGACCCACUCGUGCCACCCUGCUGAUGGGUCUGGCACAGAGUCUGACAGCGAUGAAUCCGUACCAGAGCUCGAAGAGCAGGACUCCACACAGGCCACGACGCAGCAGGCACAGCUCGCGGCAGCAGCCGAGAUAGACGAAGAACCCGUCAGCAAAGCAAAACAGAGCCGGAGCGAGAAGAAAGCUCGCAAGGCAAUGUCCAAGCUGGGCCUUCGCCAGGUGACAGGAGUCACCAGAGUCACCAUCCGGAAAUCCAAGAACAUCCUCUUUGUCAUCACAAAGCCAGACGUGUACAAGAGCCCGGCGUCAGACACCUACAUCGUCUUUGGCGAGGCCAAGAUCGAAGACCUGUCCCAGCAGGCUCAGCUGGCAGCUGCCGAAAAGUUCAAAGUGCAGGGAGAACCUGUUUCCAACAUCCAGGAAAACACACAGACCCCCACGGUGCAGGAGGAGAGCGAGGAAGAGGAGGUUGACGAAACCGGCGUGGAGGUGAAAGACAUCGAGCUGGUGAUGUCGCAGGCGAACGUGUCGCGGGCCAAGGCCGUGCGAGCCCUCAAGAACAACAGCAACGACAUUGUAAACGCCAUAAUGGAGCUGACGAUGUAGCCGCCGGAGGGAGGAGCCUUUUUUGGUGUUUCAGAGAGAAGAGUAAAAUACGACUAAAUUUAAAAUUUGUACUAUUUCUAUCGGUUAAUAAAGUUGUGGCUUAUUGUUGGUGAAA
Messenger RNA from Passer montanus (Eurasian tree sparrow), 745 nucleotides. RefSeq names its product nascent polypeptide-associated complex subunit alpha-like. The transcript has 7 exons. Lineage: Eukaryota; Metazoa; Chordata; Aves; Passeriformes; Passeridae. Gene Ontology annotation, cellular component: cytoplasm; nascent polypeptide-associated complex. The record is from RefSeq and is a predicted model, not a curated record. The annotation marks the transcript as partial. Gene Ontology annotation, biological process: protein targeting to membrane.